Miscanthus lutarioriparius is the source of this 1854-nucleotide messenger RNA. Lineage: Eukaryota; Viridiplantae; Streptophyta; Magnoliopsida; Poales; Poaceae. The record is from the annotation of a GenBank genome assembly.
AUGACCGGCGCCGCCGCCGCCGGUCGCUGCCUCCUCCUCUCCCGCCCGUCCCCUUUCCGGCUCCGCCUCCUCCGGGCCGCCCUCUCCACCGCCGCCCCCACCCUCGGCCCGACCUCCACUCCCGCUCCCCCUCCGCGGCACGAGCUCCUCCUCGAGCGCCUCCGCCUCCGCCACCUCAAGGACGCCUCCUCCCCCGGCGCCCCGAGGCCCGCCUCGAGGGGCGCGGAGCGGAGCUCGCAGCAGGGGAAGAGGAAGAGGGUCGAGGCCGCGGAGAGCUUCGAGGAGCUCGGCCUCGGGGAGGAGGUGAUGGCCGCGCUCGGGGAGAUGGGCAUCUCCAAGCCCACGGAGAUCCAGUGCGUUGGCGUCCCGGCGGUGCUGGCCGGUACCAGCGUCGUGCUCGGCUCCCACACUGGCUCCGGGAAGACGCUCGCCUACUUGCUCCCUCUUGUUCAGCUACUUCGGCGUGAUGAAGCAAUGCUGGGGAUGUCAAUGAAACCAAGGCGUCCAAGAGCAGUAGUUCUCUGCCCCACUAGGGAGCUAACAGAGCAGGUUUAUCGAGUUGCAAAGUCUAUCAGCCAUCAUGCACGUUUUCGGUCAACGAUGAUUAGUGGAGGCACCCGUCUAAGACCCCAGGAAGAUUCUUUGAACAUGCCCGUUGACAUGGUUGUUGGUACUCCUGGAAGGAUUCUUGAUCAUAUCAAGGAUGGUAACAUGGUUUAUGGUGAUAUUAAGUAUCUGGUUCUGGAUGAGGCAGAUACAAUGUUUGAUCAAGGCUUUGGACCAGACAUACGGAAGUUCCUCGCUCCGUUGAAGAAUCGUGCGGCAAAGCCUGGUGAUCAAGGUUUCCAAACAGUAUUAGUCACUGCCACUAUGACAAAGGCUGUGCAAAAGUUGAUUGAUGAGGAAUUUGAAGGUAUUGUCCAUUUGCGGACAUCAUCAUUUCAAAAGAGAGUUUCAACAGCACGGCAUGACUUUAUCAAACUUUCUGGAGCAGAAAACAAACUUGAGGCUCUUCUGCAGGUUCUUGAGCCAAGCUUGGCAAAGGGAAACAAAGUUAUGGUGUUCUGUAAUACUUUAAAUUCAGGUCGUGCAGUGGACCAUUUUCUAACUGAAAAUCAGAUAUCCACUGUUAACUAUCAUGGAGAGGUGCCAGCUGAAGAGAGAGUUGAGAACCUGAACAAGUUCCGUAAUGAAGAGGGGGACUGCCCAACAUUAGUAUGCACUGAUCUGGCAGCUAGAGGCCUGGACCUGGAUGUUGACCAUGUCAUCAUGUUUGACUUCCCAUCGAAUUCGAUUGACUACCUUCACAGAACCGGGAGAACUGCACGCAUGGGAGCCAAAGGGAAAGUUACAAGCAUUGUGGCUAAGAAGGACGUAGCUUUAGCUACACAGAUCGAAGAGGCCAUGAAGAAAAAUGAGAGCUUGGAAGCUCUCACGACCAACAAUGUCAGAAGGGCAACCAGCCCGCAGAGUGUGAUCACCAAAGGGAGGCCCUCAAGGUUAGUUAAGACUUCAAAUGCUCUUAAAGUUGUCAAUCAGAAGGGUAGAAGGGGAAUAACACUAUCUAGCAAGUCAUCCCGGACUCCCAAGGAUACAACUUCAACCCGUAGGCGCUCACCACCGAAGAGCCAGGCGAAGACAACAAAAUCGGCAGCCCCUCGAAAAGCCAAGCCAGUGAAACCUUCUCAGAGCAGCACAAAGGUCUCGAAGAGCAAAGCAAAACCCGAGUCAAAGAGCAAAGCAAAACCCGAGAGGCGAAAAUCAAAGAGUGAUGCUCUGAACAAGCUCGGAACUAAGCUCAGUGUGGUUGGAUUUAGAGGGCGCAGCUCAGGCAAAUCAGCACAAUCUUCAUGA